Populus nigra (black poplar) is the source of this 1813-nucleotide messenger RNA. RefSeq names its product threonine synthase, chloroplastic-like. Gene Ontology annotation, molecular function: threonine synthase activity; pyridoxal phosphate binding. The coding region runs from base 39 to 1601 and encodes 520 amino acids. NCBI's taxonomy places the organism in Eukaryota, Viridiplantae, Streptophyta, Magnoliopsida, Malpighiales, Salicaceae. Gene Ontology annotation, biological process: L-cysteine biosynthetic process. The transcript has 2 exons. The record is from RefSeq and is a predicted model, not a curated record. Gene Ontology annotation, cellular component: cytoplasm.
CUCUCUCUCUCUCUCUCUCUCUCUCUCUCUCUCUCAAAAUGCCUUCUUCAUAUCUUCUCCAAUCUCCCAGCUUCUCCACCAAUCUCAAGCUUCCCUCAAAACCCAGAACUCCCACACCAACCCCUUGUUCUCUCUCCGUCAAAGCCUCCUCCUCCUCCUCCUCAAACAAUACCCCCGCCAGCACCUCAAGCAAAGGGAACAACAUUCGCGACGAAGCCCGCCGCCAAUACCUCACAAACCCACCACAAAACCAGAACUUCUCUGCCAAAUACGUCCCUUUCAACGCUGACCCUGCCACCAACACAGAGUCCUACUCCCUCGACGAGAUCGUCUACCGAUCCCAGUCUGGCGGCCUCCUCGAUGUCCAACACGACAUCUCCGCCCUCAAAGCCUUUCCUGGCUCCUACUGGCGUGCCCUCUUCGACUCUCGCGUUGGCAAGACCACUUGGCCUUAUGGUUCCGGUGUGUGGUCCAAGAAAGAAUGGGUCUUGCCUGAGAUUUCUAGUGAUGAUAUUGUCAGUGCCUUUGAGGGCAACUCUAAUCUCUUCUGGGCUGAAAGGCUUGGUAAACACUUCCUUGAGAUGAAUGAGUUGUGGGUUAAACAUUGUGGGAUUAGCCAUACAGGGAGUUUUAAAGAUCUGGGCAUGACUGUUCUUGUUAGUCAGGUUAAUAGAUUGAGAAAAAUGAACAAACCUGUUUUUGGUGUUGGCUGUGCUUCAACAGGCGACACCUCUGCUGCUUUGUCUGCUUAUUGUGCUUCUGCUGGUAUUCCUUCUAUUGUAUUUUUGCCUGCUAAUAAGAUCUCUAUUGCCCAGCUCGUGCAGCCCAUUGCCAAUGGCGCUUUUGUUCUGAGUGUUGAUACUGAUUUUGAUGGCUGUAUGCAGUUGAUAAGAGAGGUUACGUCUGAGUUGCCUAUUUAUUUAGCCAAUUCGCUAAAUAGUCUGAGGAUAGAAGGGCAGAAAACUGCUGCCAUAGAGAUUUUGCAGCAGUUUGAUUGGGAAGUGCCCGACUGGGUUAUUAUUCCUGGUGGGAAUUUGGGGAAUAUCUAUGCUUUUUAUAAAGGGUUUUAUAUGUGCAAAGAGUUGGGGCUUGUGGAUAAGAUUCCAAGGCUUGUUUGUGCACAGGCCGCGAAUGCCAAUCCUCUCUACUUGUAUUAUAAGUCAGGGUGGAAGGAAUUUAAAGCUGUGAAAGCCAGUGGUACAUUUGCAUCUGCUAUUCAGAUUGGCGAUCCUGUUUCAAUUGAUAGAGCUGUUUAUGCGCUGAAACAAUCGAAUGGGAUUGUCGAGGAGGCUACUGAGGAGGAGUUAAUGGAUGCAAUGGCGCAAGCGGAUUCGACGGGGAUGUUUAUAUGCCCACAUACAGGAGUGGCAUUGACGGCUUUGAUGAAGCUUAGGAAGAGUGGGGUUAUAGGUCCAACUGAUCGGACAGUGGUGGUUAGUACUGCCCAUGGGCUUAAGUUCACUCAAAGUAAGAUUGAUUAUCACUCGAAUAAUAUUAAGGAAAUGGCUUGUAGGUUUGCUAACCCGCCUGUGAGUGUUAAGGCUGAUUUUGGUUCUGUUAUGGAUGUUUUGAAGAAGUAUUUGAGUAAAACACCAAAGUAGUAGGCAGAUUAUGAGCACUGCAAGUUUUGCUUAUGUAACUCUAGCGUAUUGUUGUCUCGGCAUAGGCAUUGGUAUUGCCGCUUUUAUGAUUUCUGCCAUUGGAUGCUUCAUGUUAGGAUUUUGAUUGUCUAAUGUGUAGCCUUUCAUAGAGCUAAAUCAUAUGGAAGACCGCAUUACCAUUUUUUUAAUAAAGACAUUAUCGUUUGAAUUAA